Molecule: messenger RNA, 4707 nt
Organism: Cyprinus carpio (common carp)
Lineage: Eukaryota; Metazoa; Chordata; Actinopteri; Cypriniformes; Cyprinidae
Gene: ccdc18
Product: coiled-coil domain containing 18
Exons: 28
Coding region: 343-4359 (1338 amino acids)
Source: RefSeq, a predicted model, not a curated record
UCAGUAUUACGUCACGACUGUUGAGGACGGUUUUUCGUCUCAGCCAAUCAACUGGAGCGACUACGGCAGCGCGUUUUGUUUAGAUCUCAAUGUAGCGAAUGCUAUUGGAAUGCUAGGCUAAAUCAACUGGAAACAAGGCGUUUUCUGCACAAAACUACAGUUUUGAACAUGCUGAUGAGCAGGUAUUCACUAGUAUAGAAAUAUCUCGUCAAUUAACCUACCGAAAAGCAGCGGAGAGCUAAAAUAUGGUGAUAGAGUUGUCGUUUGUUCCUUGACAACCUGUUGAAUACAAGAAAUGAAGCCAAAUCACUUGAGUGUAAGGGCUCUUCAUAACAAUCACCAAUGUUCAAAGACAACAGUGGGUUGGUAGAGGAUGUUGUUUCCUUGAGAAAUCAGCUGCGAUUAACCGAGAAAAACCUGCAGUCACUGGGGGAACAAUUGAGUCAAUCAGGAAAUGACAUCACUGGUGAGGAUAAUAACAGAAGUGCCGUGGACGGAUUCCCAGGUCGUCUUACUUUAGAGGACCUUCAGAGUCCUGAUCCUGGACAACCAAGAGGAGCAUAUUCACACCCUGAGCAGAGGCCGUGUGCAUGUGUAUCCAUUAGUGUCUGCAGGUCAGACAGAGACAUGGAGACCGAGAUGUCUGUACUCAGGAGGAAGCUUAACACCAUCAGGCAGGAAAACACUUCUUUGGCCAUGGAGAACAGGCAACUCAUCAGUGACAUAGAAGCUUCUCAGCUUGAGUUAGUCAGCUCAAAGUCCAAGAUCCGACUGUUGGGAUCCACUUUGGGAGCCAGGACCUCUAGUGGUUCUCACAUGAAGGAGCAGAUUCUGGGUCUUGAGGCAGAACUAGAAACCCAAACCAAAGCUUUAGAGGCUGCAGAGCAGAAGUUGGAAGAAAGUGAACAGACAGUGAUGCUGAGUAACCGGCUGGUGGAGAAGCUCAGAGAUGAGCUGAGAGUUGUUAAAGCUGAGUUAACUGAAAGAACACGUCUGGGAAAACGUGCUGAGCAGCAGAGAAACCAAGCACUUCAAAAUGCAGAGAAGCUCACAGUGACCUUUAAAGAAUACAAAGAGGACGUUUCUGAAAAACUCAGGAAGGUGUUGGAGAGUGAGGGCCAGCUGAAAGUCAGCCUGAUGGAGUGUGACAGGGAGAGAGAGGAGCUGGAGAGGAAGUGUGCUGAGCUGGAGAGAGAGAAGGAUGGUCUACGUCACAACAUCCGUGAGCUGAAGGAGGUUCACAGCCGCUCUGAGUCUCUCUCCGCUGAGCAUGUGCAGCUGCAGUCUCAGGUUCAGCAGCUCUCAGAUCAGCUGAAACAGCUGCAGAGGGAGCUAGCUGAGAAAGAGGCUCGGCUGCAGGAGAUGGCAGGGCUGAGGAAAGAGAACGAGGACCUGCGGCUGCUCACGGCAUGUCAGGAGCAGAGGGUGGCUCAUGCUCUCAGAGAGAAAGAACAGGACAGAGCCGAGCUGACCAGCCUAGAGAGCAUAUUGGACUUGCUACAUCUGAGAGAGAAUCGGGAGGGUGCACUGUGUGUGAACCCUUGUUUGCUGCCCGACUUGUCUUACACAAGCACCACUGAAUCUCUCAAACACAAACCUGCUGAACGUUAUCAGAAACUGUUGGCGGUGCUUCAGAUGGUUGAGAGGGAGAAGACCCGGCAUGCUAGUGCCGCACAGGGCCUACAAGAGAGACUGACUAGAGCCCAGGAGGAGAUCUCCUUGCUGCAGACCUCCAUCACAGAGAGAUCCUCUCACUACCGGCAGCUCCACAACCAGCUACUGGACAAGGCUACACAGGCCACCUCCUUAGAGAAAGAGCUAAAAAAGAAGAGUUUGCGUGUGACUGUCCUGGAGAAACAGCUGCAGGAAAAGAGUGCUGCUUAUUCACAGGCUGUAAUGAAGACCAGCCAGCUUGAACAAGACCUUCUGGAAAAGGCUAGCAGUAUUCAGCACUACCAGUCAGUCUUGAACAAGAAACAGAGGGAGUAUCAGCAGACUAUAGAGAAAGUCAAAACGACACAGUCACACAAAUGCAAAGAACUGGAGGAUAGAAUUGAGGUGCUACAGUUGUCUCUGGCUCAGAAACGGACUGAACUUGAGGAACUAGAACAAAAUGUGACUGAUCUUCACACAGAGAAGCAGCAGUCACAGCAGAGAGCUGCUCUUCUACAGGCCAUGGUAGAUAAGCUCACUGAGGAUUUUGAGGCAAAAUCUAAAUGCAGUGAAGAGGCACUUAGAAAUGUUGAAGAACAAGCUGCUGACUCUGCUUCAGUGGUUAGGAACCUGCAGACCGAACUGUCCUCCUGUAAAGAGGAGCUGAGUCAUUACCUCCAGCAGAUGGAGGAGGUAAAGAAACAUCAUGAUAGACAACUGGAGCUGAAGAACAGUGAGCAUGUUUAUCAGCUGUCACAGCUGCAGGAAGAGCUGAAGAGGAAAUGUGUGGCUUAUCAGAGCUCCAGUGAGGAGAACCUGCAGCUGCAGCACUCUAUCCAGAACCAGCACACCAUGUUGCAGGAGAGCACGUUACGCAUCGCACAGCUGGAGGAGAGCCAGAGUCAGCUGCAGAGCCAGGUGUCCCAGUUGGAACAAGAUUUGGAGAAGGAGCGCAUUGCCUUAUCUCAGGCUCUGAGGAAAAGGGAGAGAGAGGUAGAGGAGGCCACUCAGGAGGUGCAGAAGAAGGAGAGGCAGGCCAUAGAGCUCUCCGGCUCCAUAACGCAGCUGAGUUCAGAGAUGAGUAAGUGUCGAGUGGAGCUGUCAGACAUGGAGCUGGAGCUGUUGCGUUUGAGGAGAGACAGCAACACGAAAGCCUCUCAGCUUAAUCAGAUGGAGGAGACACUCAAGGAAACCAAAGGCCUGCUGGAUAAGAAGAGUGAAAUUGUUAUGGACCUUGAAGAGAAGCUCCACCGCAGUGAGAUGGACAGGAGGAACUCACUGCAGCGGGCCCAGUUGCUGGAGGGACAGUUGCAGGAGGUGCGUGGAGAGCUUGCAGAUACCCUGGACCACCUGCAGGAGCUCAGAGAUUUGCUGCAGCGGACACAGCUGACUUCAGACCAACAGCAAGCAACCAUUGAUAAAUUAGCUGCUGAGCUCAGAGAGAGUCAGAAGGAGCUGGAGGAGAGGAACCAUGAAGUGUUGGAUCUGGACAGUGCUCUGAAAGAAAGACAGGGGGAGCUACAACAGAGAGCGCAGCUGUUGGGACAGCUGGAUGUGGCCAUUAAAGAGCAUAAGCUGGAGAUGGAGAAGAAUGUGGAGUAUUUACAGGAAGCUCUGGAGAAGAGCCAAAAAGAGCUUAGAGAGAAGGACCAGCAGAUGCAGUUCUUGAUGGAGAGGAUGGAGAUGCUGAAGUCACAGAUUCAGGUUAAGGAGCACCUGGAGAGGGAUGCUCUUGAACAUGGCCAGCAGCUGCGUGUGUAUCGUGAGGAGCACCAGAAGAUGGUGCAGGAACUACAGGAAGCACAUACACGUUGUGAAUCUCUGAAUAGACAGAUAAAUGAAGUCACCCAGCAAGCACUUCAGAAGGCGAAAGAAUUUCAUCAGCUGCAAGAAGAGAUGUCUGUGAUGGAAAAGCGCUCUACACAGGUUGAGGUCAGACUCCAGGCCACCAUUACUACCCUGCAGCAGGAGCUUGAGCAACAGAGAGAGGAGCACCACAGAGAGCUUUCAGCUCUCCAGCAGACGCGUGGGCAGCUGCUGAAGGUGUCAGAUCAGAUCUCCAGCAGCUUGCGUAACUCUCAGGAGCAGCUGAGCCAGCGGCUGCAACAGGCCCGAGAUCAGCUUGAAGAGGCUAGAUCUACCUCUGCUCGCCUACACGCUGAGCUUCACAGCAAAGAACAGCUCCUACAGAAUGCUAAUGAGACCCUGCUUAUCAAGGAGUCAGAGAUCACCCGUCUUCAAGCCAAGCUCUCCAGCUUCGAAAGGGCCACAGAACUACACAACAUCACACUUCGUCACAGACCCAGCACUCCUCACCCCCUCUCUCCUCCUCUCAAAGACUCUAUUCUUCACAGCUCCCCGCCCCCCUCUCACAAAAACACUUCAGCACGUUCCAGCAUCUCCUCCUGGCAGAACACCUUUUCUGACACCUCUGUGGAGCUUUCAGACAGUUUGAAAGCCAGUGUACAGGCUGCAAUGCUGCUGCCCCCCUCACCAGACCAGACCUGGCAGGGUCUGAGCACCCAUGAGGCCACCUCCACUACAGACAUGUCCUUUAAUCCACUCACAUACAUGCUGGACCAAGAGCAACCAGAAGAACCAGAUCUAGACUCUCUGUCCGGUAUGCUGAGGUUUGUUAACCAGACUCUGGCCCUCCAAGAGCAACAAUCCCUCUGUGACACCAGCACCCACAAAACAGGAACAUAAUGAGGUGGCAGCUGUACUGUGUCUGUCCUUACAGGAGAACCCAUCAACUAAUGCUAUUCCUGAAGUCAGAGGUCCAAAACCUGCCGAUUCAUUCAUUUUGCCCUGAGCUACUAGAUGAUUUUUCUAUGAAGCUUAAAUGUUACAUUAAGUUCAGUUGUGACUCAGUUUGGUAGAGCUGCUUGAGCUUGUCCAGUAGCAUAAUCAAACAUGUCCCAACUGAAUUUGAAAUAUCCGUUUCAGUGUUGUUUUUAGUUUUAUAUUUUAGUUUUGCAUUUUAUGAUACUAAUUUAUAUGAUUUCUAAUGUGAAUGAUUGAUUGAUUCUUAAUAAAUCUUUAGAUAUUCAGAAA